Anolis carolinensis (green anole) is the source of this 2440-nucleotide messenger RNA. RefSeq names its product glutamate ionotropic receptor NMDA type subunit associated protein 1 (gene grina). The coding region runs from base 174 to 1313 and encodes 379 amino acids. Gene Ontology annotation, biological process: negative regulation of apoptotic signaling pathway. The record is from RefSeq and is a predicted model, not a curated record. The transcript is spliced from 8 exons. Lineage: Eukaryota; Metazoa; Chordata; Lepidosauria; Squamata; Anolidae. Gene Ontology annotation, cellular component: Golgi apparatus; endoplasmic reticulum.
AGCUCUAGCGCUGAGCCUGUGACGUCAACCUCUGCGGAGGCCACGCCCCCCGAGAGAGAGUCCCCGGGCAGCCCCGCCCCCUCUCUCCCACGUGACGUCACCGAGGAAGAGGAGGAGGAGGAGGAGGAGGAGGAGGAAGGCGGCCUGGCCGGCUCUGAGGUGGUGACGCACCUAUGAGUGUGGCGGUCAUGUCGCACGAGAAGAGCUUCCUGGUGUCGGGGGAACCCUACCCGGGGCAGCAGCCCCCCGCCCCGCCGGGAUACGCCCAGCCCCCCUACCCACCGCCGGCCCCCUACCCACAGCCGGCCCCCUACCCGCAGCCUGCCGUCUAUGGCCAGCCAGGAUAUCCGCAGGGGCCCUAUCCUCCGCAGGCGGGCUACCCUCAGCAGGGACCCUACCCUCAACAGGGGCCAUACCCCCAACCGGGGCCCUAUCCACAGGGGCCGUACCCGCAGGGGCCCUAUCCGCAGGGACCCUACCCUCAGCAGCACCCCGGGGUCCCCAUGGACCAGGACUAUGGAGCGAGGCACCCCGUCUAUGUGGUGCGGAAACCGGGCAACACGGCCACGCGGAUCGCCCCGAUGCACAGCAACUACCAUGAGGACGGGCCGCCCUCCUACUACGACAACCAGGACUUCCCUCCCACGAAUUGGGACGACAAGAGCAUCCGCCAGGCUUUCAUCCGCAAGGUGUUCCUGGUGCUGACCGUCCAGCUCUCGGUCACCUUUGCCUUCGUGGCCAUCUUCACCUUCGUGAAGGGCGUGAAGGGCUUUGUGCGGAGGAACGUCUGGACGUACUAUCUCUCCUACGCCAUCUUCUUCAUCUCCCUCAUCGUGCUCAGCUGCUGCGGGGAGUUCCGGCGCAAGCACCCCUGGAACCUGGUGGCCCUGUCCAUCCUGACGCUGAGCCUCUCCUACAUGGUGGGCAUGAUCGCCAGCUUCUACGACACGGAGGCCGUCAUCAUGGCCGUGGGCAUCACCACCGUCGUCUGCUUCACGGUCGUCAUCUUCUCCCUGCAGACCAAGUACGACUUCACUUCCUGCCGGGGGGUGCUGAUCGUCUGCCUGAUGGUCCUCUUCGUCUUCGCCAUCCUCUGCAUCUUCAUCCGGAACCGCAUCAUGCAGAUCGUCUACGCCUCGCUGGGGGCCCUCCUCUUCACCUGCUUCCUGGCGGUGGACACCCAGAUGAUCCUGGGCAACAAGCAGCUGGCCAUCAGCCCCGAGGAGUACGUCUUUGCCGCCCUCAACCUCUACACAGACAUUAUCAACAUCUUCCUCUACAUCCUGGCCAUCAUUGGCCGGGCCAAGGAUUAGGAGGUGUUGAGGGGAGGGGUCCUCUCUCAAAACAGCGGCAGCGGCAGCGUCACCCUCGGACCCUCCCCCAGUUUCUUUGUGGUCAUCGUGCUCCCCUUCCCCUUUUGACCCCUCAACCCAGGAUUUAUACUCAUCCUGCCCCCCCCUUUGGUUUUUGUCUGUGUGUGAAUGACGGGGAUGAGUGUGCACACGCGUGUGUGUGUGCCUAUGUUUGUACGUGUUGUUCCUGCCCACAGCUGGGCCUCUAGGUCUCUCUGCCCCCUCCCCUUUAUAAGCCGGUGCUUUUCUCAGGAAAAGAAAGAAGAAGAGUUAUUGGCGGGGGGGUCAAUCUUUGAGAAGCAAAAGGGCUUCUUUGGUGAGUCAGGGAAAUGGGAAGCAGGGAGGGAGGGAGUGAAGAUUUGGGGUGGGGGGCUGUAUAUAGGCUGUGCUUGUCUGUCUCUUCCUCCCUACCUCUCUCUUUUGUAUUUUGACCUGGAGGUGUCCAGUUUUGUUCUGAGGGACCCCUCCUUGUCCCAGGCAUGCCACCCGACCCCCCCCCCCCUUAUACACCAUACAUCGUCACCAGCCCCCCCCCCCCCCCCCCACUUCCGCCUCCUUCCCCAACACGAGACCAUGGCUUUGGGGAAGGAGGAGCUCUGUUUAUGUGCUAUCUACCCCAAGCCCCUCAAUAUCUCCCCAUUUCUGGACUUUUCUAUCCCUGUCACUGGGGGGGGGGGGGCUCUGCCUGAGAGUGUUCAGGGCUUGCGUACCCCCCUCCCGCUUUCCAAAUGAGUGGGGCCUCCCUCUUUGGGGGAGAGGGGCAGGAUGGGCAGAGCGGACCCUCCGUUGCUCUCUUUGCUGCAACCUUUUAUACCGAGAUGUGAAGAGAUUUCCAGACCCCUGAUGUCAUCCAGAGAGGGGUGGGCAGGGGGUGUAGGCCCUGCGCCCCUCCUCCCCUCCCCUUGACCCCCCCCCCCCCUUGACCCCAGACCCCCGACCCUUGUGGCUGGCUUUAGGGGGCCCUGCACUACUGCAUGCUGAGCAGCCACGACCAACUGACCGACGACCGACCGACCAUGCCCCCGGGCGACCUUUGCACUAAAGCUGUAUUACUAGGAUGUCCUAAUAAAAAGUGAGAAUGUACCAGA